AUGGCUGAGAACGGCGAGGAGAAAUUGCUAGCCGUGGCCAGACACAUAGCCAAGACGCUGGGCCACAACGACAACAUGGCCGACGAUAUUUUGCAGAUUUUCUCCAACUUCGACGGCAGGUUCUCUCGCGAGAAAUUGGCUUCCGACGACGAGGACCGACCUCGGAGCUGCGCCGCUCUCGAACUGACGCUCAAGUCCCUGGACCGUCAGAUCUCCCAGUACGUCGCCGCCGACCAUCCGAUUUGGUCCGACUCGGCCGAUUCCUCGGCCUUCCUGGACUCCAUCGACGAGCUCAUCGCCACCAUCAGGGACUGGACGCCGCUGGCCGUCGACAAGUCCGUCGGCGUUUGCCUCGCGCGCGCCGAGGACCUCAUGCAGCAGGCCAUGUUCCGCCUCGAGGACGAGUUCAGGUCCCUGGUUGAACGCGGCGGCGAGUCACUCGAACUCAGUCGAGCGUACCGCGGCGAGUCGAACGGCAACUUGUCGUUUGACUCGGGGGACGACGAAGAGGAAGAGGAGAUGAUCGGAAACGGCGAGGACCACCAGAUCCCUACGGCGCAGCCGAUUGGGGACUACGACAUCGUGAUCGAUGCGCUUCCUUCUGGAACCAUCAACGACCUCCACGAGAUCGCGAAGCGCAUGGUGACCGCGGGGUUCGGGAAAGAGUGCUCGCACGUGUACAGCAGCUGCCGGAGGGAGUUCUUGGAGGAGAGCUUAUCGAGGCUAGGGUUGCACAAGCUGAGCAUCGAAGAGGUUCAGAAGACGCCAUGGCAAGACCUCGAAGACGAAAUCGAGCGAUGGAUCAAAUCCGCCAACGUAGCGCUUCGGAUUCUGUUCCCGAGCGAACGUAGACUCUGCGAUCGCGUCUUCUACGGCCUCUCCUCUGCUGCCGACCUCUCGUUCAUGGAGGUUUGUCGAGGCUCGACGAUUCAGAUACUCAACUUCGCCGACGCCGUCUCCAUCGGAAGCCGAUCGCCGGAGCGAUUGUUCAAGAUUCUAGACGUGUUCGAGAGCUUGCGGGAUUUGAUGCCUGAGUUCGAGUCCGUGUUUUCGGAUCAGUACUGUUUGUUUCUCAGGAACGAAGCGAUGACGAUUUGGAAAAGGUUAGGCGAAGCUAUCAGAGGCAUUUUCAUGGAGUUAGAGAAUCUGAUCAGUCGCGAUCCCGCCAAAAGCCCAGUUCCUGGUGGCGGACUUCAUCCUAUCACUCGAUACGUGAUGAAUUAUCUCCGAGCAGCUUGCCGAUCGCGCCAGACGCUCGAGCAAGUUUUCGAGGACAGCACUGCGGUCCCUCAUCAGCCCAAGGUCGAUGAUCGAGCCUCAUCUUCUUCGAUGUCGGUCCAAAUGGCGUGGAUUAUGGAGCUUUUGGAGAGCAAUUUAGAGGCCAAGUCAAAGAUUUACAGGGACUCUGCUUUGUGCUAUGUUUUCAUGAUGAACAACUCGAGGUACAUUGUACAGAAAGUGAGAGACAGCGAAUUAGGAUCGCUUUUGGGCGACGAUUGGAUCCGAAAACACACUGCGAAAGUCCGGCAGUACCAUGUGAAUUACCAGAGAAGCUCAUGGAAUAAGGUGUUGGGAGUGUUGAAGCUUGAGAGUGGCUCAUUGGCACCUAAUGUUGCUGUCAAGUCAAUGAAAGAGAAGCUCAAAUUGUUCAACAUAUACUUCGAUGAGAUCUGUAAAACUCAAUGCAAUUGGGUCGUUUUCGACGAUCAGCUCAGGGACGAAUUGAGAAUUGCCCUAGCGAAAAUCUUGUUGCCGGCGUAUCAGAACUUUAUCGGAAGGUUUCAGAAUGUGCCAGAAAUCGGGAGGCAUGACAAGUACAUUAAGUAUGCUAAUGAGGACAUCGAGGCUAAGAUUAAUGACUUGUUUCGGGGCAGUCGAGGAUCCGCCGGCGCUGGCCGGAAGUGA
This is a messenger RNA of Prunus armeniaca (apricot), 1905 nucleotides long. NCBI's taxonomy places the organism in Eukaryota, Viridiplantae, Streptophyta, Magnoliopsida, Rosales, Rosaceae. The record is from the annotation of a GenBank genome assembly.